AAAAAAAAAUACAAUUAUUACGUAGAAAUGUGGAAAUCUUCAGAUUAAUUACGUCGUGUUAUUGUUCAAAACUUGGACGGCAGUUUGAACCGGGUGGGUGAGACAGUCGUACUAGUACAACGACGUAUUGAACAGCGCAUUUCUGAACCUGGUGUGCAAUAUGACCGAGUUCUUAAAUGGGAGCUCGCAGCCGUGGUUGCGGGGUGUUUGGUGCUCAGUUUGGAAUGAAGAGUACUGGCUGCCCGCUAACAUCACCUGGUCAGAUUUACAAAGCACUGAGGAUCAUGUUUACCCACAAGCUGAAGAACUCGGCCUCAUAAUACCCGCAGCGAUCGCGAUGUUCAUCUCUAGGUUUUUAUUCGAAACGUAUGUUUGCAAACCCUGUGCAGCUUGGUUUGAACUAGAUGACUGCAAAAACAGGGCUCCCUCAAAUGUGAUCCUAGAAAAAGUUUACAUGGACUUCACAAAGAAUCCCUCAAAUAAGCACCUAAUGUCUUUGACAAGGCAGCUGCAAUGGAGCAAAAGGAGAAUAGAUAAAUGGUUCGCCCUAAGAAAGCAACAGGAUAAACCCAGCACGGCAAAGAAGUUUUCUGAGAGCAUGUGGAAGUUUGUCUUCUAUGUUUACAUGGCUUUCCUUGGCACAUGUGUAAUAAUUUGGAACCCUUGGGUGUUUGAUACCAGGCAGUACUGGGAAAACUGGCCUUUUCAGAAUCUAUUGCCGGAUAUUCGUUAUCACGUGAUUGUCGAAUUAUCAUUUUACUUGUGCCUCAUCUUCAUGCAGUUUUUUGACACAAAACGAAAGGCUGCGAAGAUGGCCAACUACUGCAAACAGCAGAGACUCUGCGAUGCUCUGUUUGGAGUGUUUGCUGUAGUUUUCAUGGUUACUCGCUUGGGUUUUCUACCUCUUGUGUUUGGCAGGUCUAUCUACUAUGAGAGCUGGGAAGUGAUAGGACCGUUCCCCAGCUGGUAUUUCAUCAAUACCGUUGUCAUCUUGCUAUUGAUUCUGCAUAUCUACUGGUCCUGCCUCAUCAUUGCUAUGAUGAUUAAAGCUUGGCACAAGGGCAAGGUCUCCAAAGAUGAUCGCAGUGAUGUGGAAAGCUCCGAAGGAGAGACUGAACAAGCCAAGAAGAGCCACUGAGAGCCUUUCACAUGACUCCUGUAUCAUUCUAAAUUCCAAGUCAUUCCAUAAAAUAUAUAUUUUUAAAAUAAAAACCAU
Molecule: messenger RNA, 1216 nt
Organism: Polyodon spathula (Mississippi paddlefish)
Lineage: Eukaryota; Metazoa; Chordata; Actinopteri; Acipenseriformes; Polyodontidae
Product: ceramide synthase 6-like
Exons: 9
Coding region: 161-1138 (325 amino acids)
Biological process (GO): ceramide biosynthetic process
Cellular component (GO): membrane
Molecular function (GO): sphingosine N-acyltransferase activity
Source: RefSeq, a predicted model, not a curated record